AUGCCAACCCAGCCUGGACCACCACCACCACCGCCAGUUGGUGACGCGUCCUCUCAACCACGCCUGUGCGCUGUACCUGGAUGUAAGUUCACACGGAUCGCACCAGAUUGCGAAAACUUAUGUUGUCGCAAGCAUUGUGUUGCCUUUGGUGGGUGUUCUUCGAAGACCCACAAGCCCACCCCUGCCGAAAGUCAGCGAAACAUGGCAAUUGACCCUGUCCUUCGAGUGCCACCAUCCCAGCCUGCCAAGGCUGGCCCUUCAGCAGUACACUCGGCCCCUACUCCUAGCCCCAUGAUCUCACUCAACGUGCAGGCGCCUACUUCUUCUGGUGCCACCUAUACCCCUUCACAGGUGCCUACUCCCGCCAUUGCCCACGCUUCUUCAGAGGGACGUUCGUACCCCUCAAACAAGGGUAAAGAUCGGGCACUGCCUCCAUCAGAGGUUGACAUACAUGCCAACCCUCGUUACCCAUCGCAACUCCCACCUGUUUUCACUCAGUGCUAUGCUGAACAAGAACAGCAGUUGAAGGCAACGGCGCACCAAGCUGCCGAGCAGCGUAAUCUCGAGCAUCGCAUGAAGAAUACUGUGGAAGUCUAUGGAUGGUCAAAGGACGGUGCAGAGGUGACCAUGUGCGAAUUUCAAGAAGGCAUCACCCUGCUGCAAUUCAAGGUGACUGCACAAGUACUUCGCGCGCUUGGGCUGUGCUCUGGAGACGAUGCAGAGGCUCAAGUCCAAUACUUCAAUGCGUCGAGGAGCCGAUGGUCGACAGUCCAGCAAGGGCACGCGCUCAUGCUCGACAGCCGUCAAGUGUACAUGCGGACCAUAGGUGUUACAAUCACUCCCGAGUUCGACAACAUCUUCGAAAGCAACUCUCUUCAUGUUGUUCCCAAUAUUCGCACCAAUCUCAAAGCUGAGCGCGCUGCCGUUCGUCUGUCCAACACACGCACACAGCUUAGGGCUGCUAGCAUCGCAGCCUCCGAUUCAGAGGAUCCAGAAGAUAUGCGGAAGCGUAAGCAUUCAGGUCACUCACUGCGAGGCAACGCUCGCCGUGUGCGCACAAACACUGCUGGCUCCUCAGCUGUUCGUCCAUACUCGCCUGCAUUGAUCAUCAAACAUGAGCGCACACUUCUGACACCACGUCGGUCAUUCUCAAUACCAAACUCGCCUCCACUGGCAAUAAAACAUGAACACACUGUGGACGCUAAUUUGCAGGACGUGAUUGAGCUAUUUUCCGAUUCUGGCUCCGAGGUCGACGUCAACAUCACUCCCCGUCAACAUGUGCCACAUCCAAGUCGACAUCGUUCACUGUCGUCGGACAGUAGCCACAGUGCAUCAUCGGACAGCGGCAGCCUGAGCGACCCCUCUACUGUAUCUGAGUGUUCAUCACUGUCUGUCGUCCAGUACAAUUUGACAGCUAGCAGAGAGAAAGUGGAUGAUACUCGGUGA
Suillus plorans is the source of this 1446-nucleotide messenger RNA. RefSeq lists its product as uncharacterized. Bases 1 to 1446 code for a protein of 481 amino acids. Lineage: Eukaryota; Fungi; Basidiomycota; Agaricomycetes; Boletales; Suillaceae. The record is from RefSeq and is a predicted model, not a curated record. The transcript has 2 exons.